GCCAUGGUAAAAAAUUGUCCUAUCGAACGACUAGCUUUUAUACGAUGCGGUCUUGACACCGUAGAAUACGGCACAAUGUCUUCAUUUCCACAAUUGAAAACACUUGACAUAGAAGAGGCAUCCUUUAUAUCAUUCAGAGAGGUUGAACAUUUUAUCUGUGACCUUAACAAUACCUCGAUUGAAGUACUCCGCAUGAACAACAUAUUCUCAUGGGGAAUGAGGAAACCCGAAGAUAAUCAGUGGAUCGUGCGUGCUAAAACCUUUCAUUGUUUGAAAUCCAAAAAACUUAAGUCACUUGAAUUACUUGGUGAUAAAAUAUUAAAGAUUGACGUUGAAAUUUUACCUUUUCUGUCGCAUUUAGUAUAUUUAGAUUUGUCUGGUAACGACGUUUUAAAAUUUUUAGAAAAUGAGACACAAUCACACGGUUGGAAACAAAUACUUGCUUAUUCACAAAAACUUUCAAACAUAAGACUUUUCAGGAUGGACUACAAUGUUUACCGCACGAUAAUGGUGAAUGCCCAAGAUGGCCCAUCAAACUCCUUUUGGUAUGGCCAUCCAAAGCUACCUUUAGAACCAGCCAAAAAUGUUAGUAUAUUGGACAAAGUACAUCAAGGUCCCAUACAAAACUUUUCUGAUGCUGAGAGUCCAAUUUUGCAUGUAGGAUUGCCUGAAAAUUUAGAAUUCUGGUCCUCAAGCUGGUGGGCUUCGGGUGAUAACAAACUUUUACAGUGUGAUUUUUUACAUGGGUCCAUCUAUUUCUUUCCCAACAAACUCAGAUAUCUCAAAAUAGAGGACCAGAAUUUGAAUUUAAACAAAUUUUGUCCCGUAAUAUAUGGCUUAGAUAGACUAGAAUACCUGGAUUUUUCUUAUAAUGGUGUUAACUUCCUUUCAAAAAAAUUUUUUGAUAAUUUCAUCUCACUGAAAUACUUGUAUUUAAAAGAAAACAAUUUAGGACCUUUGAUAGCUACACGUGGUCUACAUCCAAUGCAACUCCCACACUUAGAAAUCCUUGAUUUAUCAGUGAACAAAAUCAGCACGAUACCAAAAGACUUUUUUGGCUAUCUUGUAUCCUUGAAACGGCUGGACAUCAGCGACAAUCGAAUAUCAAAAUUAACUUUUACCAUGACAAACUUACUUUCCAUAGAAUACAUAGAUAUCAGCACUAAUCAACUAACUGACUUCUCGAGAUCUGAGUUGGACUACAUUAGGAAAAAGAAUGCCAGUAGUUUAGAUGUAACUCUGAACAUGAGUAACAAUCCCAUGGACUGCACCGUUUGCAACGGCAUAGGAUUUCUCCACUUGAUUAUCCAUUCCAACAUGAUGACAAUAUUCUCCAACGACUCCACUUGCUACGGGAAUGGAUCUAAAACAAGCUUAGAAAGUAGCCUGAGUAGACUUGAGGGGGAAUGCGACAGCUCUCCACAAACUAACCAGAGCGACAGCUCUCCACGGACGAUCAUUUCAUCAAACCAUUGGCUUUCCUUUGGAGCAUCUCUUGGUAGCAUAUCUGCUGUGGCCUGUGGUCUUAUAGUAGCUUACAUUUACCGUUGGAAUAUCAAAUACCGCUUCUUCCUUCUUCGCCGCCGUUUUCGAAAGAGAGGUGUCAUUACUGCAACACCUGGUCACGUGUACGCCUCCUAUGACGACAACGAUUAUUACUGGGUGACGCACGUGUUGUUGCGUCAUCUAGAAGAUGAGGAUCAACUUGAUGUCAUCAUAGAUCAAAGAGAUUUCAUUGGUGGCGCUUCCCUUUCCGAGGCCAUCGUAGAGGCUGUGGAAAACAGCAGAAAAACAGUGCUUGUUCUGUCUGAGAGCUACGUUCUCAAUCCUUGGUGCUUGGAGCAAGAGAAGAAAAAAGCCAUCAAAACCACAUAG
Messenger RNA from Lingula anatina, 1875 nucleotides. RefSeq lists its product as uncharacterized. Gene Ontology annotation, cellular component: plasma membrane. NCBI's taxonomy places the organism in Eukaryota, Metazoa, Brachiopoda, Lingulata, Lingulida, Lingulidae. The record is from RefSeq and is a predicted model, not a curated record. Gene Ontology annotation, biological process: signal transduction; inflammatory response. Gene Ontology annotation, molecular function: signaling receptor activity; protein binding.